UUAUAUUUUUAGCUGAACUUUUACAUUUUUCUGCAGUUUGUUAAUUGGGAUAUAGACAGUUUUUGUUUGUAUUUAGUCUUUGAAGGGCCUUGAAGGCCCGCGAAUUCCAAUAUGGCUGCAAUACGGACUAUUUUAAAAGUUAAUUCAGUAUCUAAUCUUUCACUGAAUUUACCAAAAGUGUCAUCCGUGUGUUCAAUUCAGAAGGUACGACACUACAGCAAUGCACCUUUGAAAGAUGAAGAUAGAAUAUUCACCAAUCUUUAUGGUCGCCAUGACUGGAAAUUGAAGGGAGCCAUGUCAAGAGGAGAUUGGUAUAAGACUAAAGAAAUAAUACAGAAAGGUCAUGAAUGGAUAUUGAAGGAAAUCAAAGACUCUGGGUUGAGAGGUCGGGGUGGAGCUGGAUUUCCUACCGGAAUGAAAUGGAGUUUCAUGAAUCGACCUCCUGAUGGAAGGCCCAAAUACCUGGUUGUGAAUGCAGAUGAAGGAGAACCAGGAACAUGUAAAGAUCGAGAGAUCAUGCGACACGAUCCUCAUAAACUGAUAGAAGGUUGUUUGGUUGCUGGAGCAUCUAUGGGCGCUCGUGCUGCGUAUAUUUAUAUCAGAGGAGAGUUCUACAAUGAGGCUUCUAAUUUAAAUGUUGCCAUUAGAGAAGCCUACAAUGCUGGAUUAUUAGGUCACAAUGCCUGUAAUUCUGGAUAUGAUUUUGAUAUAUUCGUUCAUCGAGGUGCUGGCGCUUAUAUUUGUGGAGAAGAAACUGCUCUCAUUGAAAGUUUGGAAGGAAAACAAGGAAAACCAAGAUUGAAACCUCCUUUUCCCGCUGAGAUUGGUGUCUUUGGUUGCCCAACAACAGUAGCCAAUGUUGAGACUGUUGCUGUUGCUCCAACAAUCUGUCGCCGUGGAGCUACAUGGUUCGCUGGUUUUGGUCGAGAACGCAACACUGGAACUAAACUUUUUAAUAUUUCUGGCCAUGUCAAGUAUCCCUGCACAGUGGAAGAAACGAUGAGUAUCCCACUGAAGGAUCUGAUUGAAAGGCAUUGUGGUGGAGUGACAGGAGGCUGGGACAACUUACUUGCCAUUAUUCCUGGAGGAUCAUCAACUCCUCUCAUACCUAAGAGUGUGUGUGAUGACGUUCUCAUGGAUUUCGAUGCUUUGGUUGAAGCACAGACUGGCCUGGGAACUGCAGCUGUUAUUGUUAUGGAUAAAAGUACGGACAUCAUUUACGCUAUUGCAAGAUUGAUCGAAUUUUAUAAACAUGAAUCAUGUGGACAAUGUACUCCUUGCAGGGAAGGAGUGUCAUGGAUGAACCAGACAAUGGAGAGAUUUGUCAAAGGAGAUGCAGAUCCUGAGGAAAUCGAUUCAUUGUGGGAAAUAUCAAAACAAAUUGAAGGACACACAAUAUGUGCUUUGGGUGAUGGAGCAGCAUGGCCUGUACAGGGUUUAAUUAGACAUUUCCGACCAGAAGUUGAAGAGAGAAUGCGACAAUUUCAUGAAAAACAUCAGAAAUCAGUUUCACAAUAAAGCAACAACAUUCUAAAACUUUAAUAUUUAUUAUAUUCUGUUACAUGUGUGUGGGAAUAAACAAAGUUAUUUCGGAGAAUC
Messenger RNA from Styela clava, 1599 nucleotides. Its product is annotated as NADH dehydrogenase [ubiquinone] flavoprotein 1, mitochondrial-like. The record is from RefSeq and is a predicted model, not a curated record. Gene Ontology annotation, molecular function: FMN binding; NADH dehydrogenase (ubiquinone) activity; NAD binding. Gene Ontology annotation, biological process: mitochondrial electron transport, NADH to ubiquinone. Lineage: Eukaryota; Metazoa; Chordata; Ascidiacea; Stolidobranchia; Styelidae. Gene Ontology annotation, cellular component: respiratory chain complex I.